UUUCUGAUUUCUAUCUGAUUCAUGAAUUUGUUUCAUCUCCCAAGAUCAUAGGAGCUGAAACUGAACUCCCAAAAGAUUCUCUUAACAGUCUCUAAAUUUUUCAUUAGAGAAAACCAAAAAACCCAUGUGUUCCUAGCAAACACCUCAAUCACCGCCAUGGACGUCGAUUCACCACACUCAUUCGCCCAAGACCCGAAUAUCACCGGAAAUGAGGUGGCGCCGGGAGUCAAGGCGAGCAUCGCCGAGAGAAGGGCAGCGAAGUGCGGGUUUAACGCGCCGAGGAUUAACACGGCUAGGUUUCGGACCGCGACGGCUAGUCCUCUGGCUUCUCCUGCGGCGAUUCGAUCGCCUUAUCUCACUAUACCGCCUGGGAUCAGCCCUGCCGCUCUGCUUGACUCGCCGAUCAUGCUGCCCAAUUCGCAGUUGUCGCCUACUACUGGAACUUUUCAAUUGGCAUUUGCCAACCAUGAGAGUUCAAUGCCGAAUGCUAUGACUGCAGUGGAUGGAGACAGGAACAAUAAUGUUCACAUGUCAGGGUUCUCUGGAUUAGAAAAUCAGACAGUUACUGUUGACAAUGAAGCUACUGUCCCUGCAAAACCAUGUAUGGACUUUGAAUUUCAAGUGGAUUUUCCUGGUGGAAGUACCACAAAAGGUUGUGCCUGGGAUCCUGCUACCUCUCUAAAAGUAAAUGUUGAUUGUAGUGACUUGGAAAUGUGUCAAUCUGAUGUGGCAAGAGAACCCGUUCACCAAGACACUGUCAAGACGCAUCACACCUUAGGAGGAGGGCAGAAAGAAACAUAUUCUGCAACAGGAAUGGUAAGGACUUCAGAAGAUGGAUACAAUUGGAGAAAGUAUGGGCAGAAACAGGUGAAAGGUAGUGAAUAUCCAAGGAGCUAUUAUAAAUGUACUCAUCCAAAUUGUCAGGUGAAGAAAAAGAUUGAACGUUCUCACGAUGGUCAAAUAACAAAAAUCAUCUAUAAGGGGGCACAUGAUCACCCUAAACCUCAGCCAAAUCGCCGAGCAUCACUUGGAUCUACUUCUACAUUUGAGGAGAUGCCAGGAAUGGUUGAAGGCGAUGGAACAUCUGUUAAAGUUGAAGGAGGUCCAGUUUGGAGAAACGUGCAGUCUAGGUCUAAUGAUGUUAGACCUGCUUCUGAUUGGAGGGCUGAUGGUAAUGAAAGGACAUCUUCAGCGUCUGUCGUAACUGAGCUUUCAGAUCUGUUUUCAACCUCUCAAGGUAAAUCUGCUAGUACGUUUCAAUCAGCAGGAACUCCAGAGCUUUCAUCUACCCUUGCCAGUCAUGAUGAUGUUGACGAUGAUGGGGCCACUCAGGGAAGCAUGUCACUUGGAGUUGAUGCUGAUGAUGAAGAGUCCAACUCAAAAAGAAGGAAGACAGAGAACUUUAUGGUUGAAACAAAUUUGGCAUCCAGGGGUCUUCGAGAACCAAGAGUUGUAGUCCAAAUAGAGAGUGAAAUAGACAUACUUGACGAUGGAUACCGUUGGAGGAAGUAUGGGCAGAAAGUUGUCAAAGGAAAUCCAAAUCCUAGGAGCUACUACAAAUGCACAAGUCCUGGAUGUUCAGUGAGGAAGCAUGUGGAGAGAGCCUCCCAUGAUCUGAAAUUUGUCUUGACAACAUACGAGGGGAAACACAACCAUGAAGUGCCUGUAGCCAGAAAUAGCAGUCAUGUGAAUACAACAGGGGGCAAUUUACCUCCAGUGGCUGCUAGUUCCCAACCAGCAUUGACAUUAUCCAGAAAUAACAAUGCCUCCAAGCGCGAAAUGGAUGUUCAAAAUUUUACCCCUCAGUUUCACAGAAAUCCUCAAUUCAGCAAUGAUUAUCCGGGAAACUUCAGCAAUGAAAUGAAGUUUGGGGCAUCCUCCAUUUGCCCCAUCAAAUUCUCUUCCUUGCAGAAUAUGGUUCCUUUUGAUUCCCUUGGACUCAAUACUAACCCUGAUGUCAUGCAUCAAGCUGGUCCUGUUCCAGAUUUUCAAACUUCAUUACCGCUAAAUCUUCCUGCAUCUGCGAAUCUUUCUUUGGCUGGUUUUGGUUUUAAGAACAGCGGGAAUCUGAUUGAUCCAGUUCAGUCCUUUCUCUCACAGCAGCAGUUGAUGGAGAGCAAUGUGAGGUUUGUGAGGCCUAAACAAGAGCAAAAGGACAAUAAUUUGUAGAAUGGAAGCAUGCCAAUCAGUCAUCGGGCAAAUGCAUCAUCAUCGUGGUCUACGUCCUAUGACCAGUCAUGAGAAAUUUAUAGCAACUUUCUCCCUCUAAACCAGGGGAAGUAGUUGGAAUCUUCUUGUUUUGGGUUCGAAGGCGUUUUUAUAUUGUUCCCCAGUUUUUCGUUAGAUUCUCGGCACAGUUGCUAUGGUUGUUUUUUUUUAUUUCUUUUCUUUUUCUAUGCCUAUAUUUACAGCAUCUGAUAUAAAGGGAAAAAAAUUAUAUAAUUACAUAGUUUCGUGUAUUUAAAGUCUUAUAGGUUCUUUCUUAUGAACAGGGAUUUACUUGGA
This is a messenger RNA of Tripterygium wilfordii, 2505 nucleotides long. Its product is annotated as probable WRKY transcription factor 2. Gene Ontology annotation, biological process: regulation of DNA-templated transcription. The record is from RefSeq and is a predicted model, not a curated record. The transcript is spliced from 6 exons. Gene Ontology annotation, molecular function: DNA-binding transcription factor activity; sequence-specific DNA binding. Lineage: Eukaryota; Viridiplantae; Streptophyta; Magnoliopsida; Celastrales; Celastraceae. The coding region runs from base 157 to 2169 and encodes 670 amino acids.